AUGGUCGCUUUUUCGCUUGCUUCCCUAUCUUUGGUUGCCUCUUCCUUGGUCUCGGCCGCUCCUCUAUUCACCCAGGUCCUUACCAAUGGCAGACUUACCGGUAGCUCAUUUGGCUUGCCAGGUGCAAAUGCCACAUAUGACUACGUGAUUAUUGGUGGUGGUCUUGCCGGCUCGGUGAUCGCAACUCGUCUUUCCGAGCAACUACCCAACCAGACCAUCGCAGUCAUCGAGGCCGGUUCCUUUGCAGAAAUCUCGAACACGAAUUGGAGUCAAAUCCCGUACUACUCUGAGCAGUUUGCCAGCGCUGAUGUAGACGAAUGGCAACCUCUAAUCGACUGGGGUUUGGCAACAGAGCCCCAGGGUGGAGCCAACGACAGAAUAUAUCAUUAUGCUCAAGGAAAAUGUCUUGGAGGCAGUUCUGAGCGCAACCAGAUGAUCUAUCAUAGAUCCAGCGCAGGUGCCUACCAAGUGUUUGCCGACCACGUAGGCGACGAUGCGUAUCUCUUUGAGAAUAUGGAACCCUUCUUCAAGAAAACAUUCCACUUCAACAUUCCCAACGAGGAAGUCAGACCGUCAAACGCCAGCGUCAACUACACACUCGAGGGGUAUGACAUCCCUGGAACUGGUGUUGAGCUGUCGUACAACAACUACGCCAAUGCAAUCUCCUCAUACGGACCGGCCGCUUUCGCUUCUCUCGGAGUCGAGCCAAACCCAGACUUCAACUCUGGUGACCUACGUGGCUACGGCUACUUCCCAAGCACAAUCGACCCUGUGACUGGCUUGAGAAGCUCUGCGGAGAGCGGACUCUUGUCUCCUGCGCUCUCAAAGGCUCCUCUGCUUACCGUCUAUCAGUCGUGUAUGGCAAGAAACAUCUUGUUCGAUGGCCAGAAGCGUGCUACAGGAGUCAAUGUGACAGUGGAAGGUAUCAAGCCUUUCAUUCUGACUGCUCGCAAGGAGGUCAUUCUCUCUGCUGGUGCAUACCACUCACCUCAGCUGUUGAUGGUCUCGGGUAUCGGACCUCAAGCGACUCUCCAGCAGUACAACAUCUCGGUCGUCUCGGCUCUUGAAGGUGUUGGCCAGAACGGCUGGGACACUGCCAACGUCGGCGGUCCCUCGUUCAACAUCUCGACCGACUUCUGGGCAUGGGAAAACAUUCCCUCGGAGCUUCGUACAAACUUUUCUCAAGCAACCAAAGACGCGUUUGCAGCAUUCCCCGAAGACUGGCCUGAAUUUGAGUUUGUCCUCUCAAACACGGGCAGAUCACUCUCUUCUACGUCCUCGAGUAAGAAUGACCUCGGCGCCAUUGGUGUAUUGAUGGUUGCAUCAACCAGUCGCGGAAACAUGACCAUCAAGAGCGCCAGCAACGAUGUUGCUCCCGUCAUCUCGCCCAACUGGCUCCUCGAUCCCGAAGACCAAGAGAUGGCUGUCGCUGGGUUCAAGCGCGGACGUCAAAUUGCUCAAGCACUAGGCAACUACCAAGGCGAGAUCCUGCCUGGCUUGAACGUCACCAGCGACGCAGAUAUCCUGAAGUGGAUUCAAGAGACUGGAGUUGGUGCCAUUCACCACUGUACUGCGCUUUGCGCGAUGGGCAGAUCUAACAACACGAUGGCUGUUGUGGAUUCAAAAGCAAGAGUGUAUGGUGUGAGUGGGUUGAGGGUUAUUGAUUCGUCGAGUCUGCCGUUUACUCCUCCUGGUCAUACGCAGGGUACCACUUAUGCUCAUGCAGAGAAGCUGGUGCAGGAUGUCAUCAAUGCUGCCAAAGGACAGUUUUGA
This is a messenger RNA of Aureobasidium uvarum, 1773 nucleotides long. The record is from the annotation of a GenBank genome assembly. NCBI's taxonomy places the organism in Eukaryota, Fungi, Ascomycota, Dothideomycetes, Dothideales, Saccotheciaceae.